This is a messenger RNA of Paraglomus occultum, 613 nucleotides long. NCBI's taxonomy places the organism in Eukaryota, Fungi, Glomeromycota, Glomeromycetes, Paraglomerales, Paraglomeraceae. The record is from the annotation of a GenBank genome assembly.
AUGGAAGUUGAUGUUCUUGCGGGUAAUUUGAGAUAUGAAAAACCAGACGAUAAAGAAUUACCACCAAAUGUUGAAUUACCAAUAGUCCCUACGGAAUUGUCUGAUGAUAGUGACAGCAGUAUAGAAGAGGAUGAUGACGAUGUUAACGAAGAAAAUAAUAAUAUAAGUCAAUCAAGUGGUCCUUCUACUACAGUAAACUGGAAAGAACAAUUUGUAACUAUUGACCAGCGUGAAAUUAAUCCAUCAUAUAAUCAGGAUUGUAGUGUUAAUAUCGAAUCUGUUGGUCUAGCCUCGCCAUUUAAUUUGCUGUGUCAUUAUCUUCCGGUUAAUUAUAUUAAACAGCAUGUGAUUAAUUCUAUUAACAUACAUGGGCGGGAAACUUCAAACUGGGUUGAUGUAAAUUUUGACGAAUAUAUGAGAUGGUUAGGUUUAUGGGUGUUGAUGUCUGCCUUUUCUGUGGCUGAUCGUCGUUUUUAUUGGAGAACAACACAAGAGAUUACAAAGCCAAUGGAUUCUUUUAAUUUUCAACGUUGGAUGUCGCUUUCGCGAUUUGAACAAAUAGUAUCAUGUCAUACCUUAAUGAUGGCAUGUGAACUAAAGACACCAAAUCUUA